Messenger RNA from Bursaphelenchus okinawaensis, 2928 nucleotides. The record is from the annotation of a GenBank genome assembly. Lineage: Eukaryota; Metazoa; Nematoda; Chromadorea; Rhabditida; Aphelenchoididae.
AUGAACUACCAGGAGAUGAAAAUGAGUCUCCAUGGGUUGACCAAGGAGUGUCAGCACAUUUGGGAAGAGAACAAAGAUAUGCAAGGAAGGUUCGUGAACGAUUUAAGCGAGCUACAAAGAUUCCAGUUGGCUAUUAGUCAACUGGAACAGAGUCAGAGGGUUGACCAGUUGAGGCAUGCACAGAAUUCGAUGCAAGAAAUGCAAUCCAGGACGUCUCACUUGUACGAACAGUUGACUGAACGCAGAAACUAUCUUGUAAGCUUUGAUUAUGUGCAUAUCACUAUAGUGUUUUAGCGUCUUAAAUUUAAGAUUUUUUCAAACGUAUUACUUAUAUUGAUUAUAGACAAAGCGGUUAAACGAAGGAAUCCAGCAGAUAGCCAUGUUACAGAGUACCUUAAUCAACGAAAGACUGCUGGAAUGGAAGAAUCGCCAAAAGUUGUCGCAAAUCGGGGUUCCAUUUGAGAAUAGGGACCUUCAGUUAGAUGAGAUCCAGAUGGAGUAUGGUUGUGUUUAGUAUUGUCGCUUGUUUUUUGUUGUGUGGUCUUGCUAUUACUAACAUGACUUGGUUUGUUUUCUUUCUUUUGUUUGCUGUAUUUAAUUUAUAUGUACUUUGUUAUCAAUAAAAAUAUCUUUCAUAUUAUUACCUUACACUGUUUGUUUGAUUUCAGCUUUGAAAUGCUAUGCGAAAACAACUGGCAGUUGCGUACGUUUGCAUGUUGGCAAUUAGACCUAUUACGUCGCAGCCCUCAGUUAUCAGACAAUACGGCACAAACCCAUAUCAGUCACUUGUCGCACAUUCACGAAACGUUGACCAAGCUCUUGUGUAUGCUAGUGUCGCAGUCUUUUGUCGUAGCCGUCCAGCCAGACCCAGUUCUGAAGACACAACAUAAGUUUGUGGCUGAAGUGCGGCUCUUAAUCGGCGACAAAUUGGGGAUUAAGCAACACUUGGUCAACGCCAAUGUCACGGUGAAGAUUGUGGCCGAAGAAGAGGCACGCUUGUUGAGCGUCAGUCAGUUGGCGGAAAAAGAUAUGUGAGUUAGAUAACCGUUGCAGUACUGAUUGGUAAAUUCACAUUUAAAUUUAUAGUUUUAGAAAAACCGUUGGCUCUAUCAGCAACGACUUUGAGAAGUUGACUUUUGAUGAAAGAGGACACAUGUCUGCCAAGUUCAAUAAUUCUGUAAGUAACUUGAUUACUAAUUAUGCAAAUAUAUAAUAUACAUGCCAAAACAUAAAAAGAAUAUUGAUAAAUUUAGAAAUUAACUAGAAUUGCACAUCGCAAACCACCGCCAAAGGGAAUUCAAGGAGAUUGCAAGAGUUUCAACGUCCAAACGGCUACUGAUCAGAAGUACGCUCUUCUUUUCCACAUCUCCCCGUUCCAAUUGGGUAACUUGGGCAAAUUUGACGUGUGGACUUUGUCAUUGCCACUUAUGGUUACUGUACACGGAUCGCAAGACUGCGAUGCCCAAGGUGUUAUCAUGUGGCAACGAGCAUUCUCGUCCGUGGUGAGUUAUAUGAUUUUAGUCAAAUAACAAAGUACUUUAAACGUGAACAUAAAAGUAAUUUUGUGAUAGAUUUAUCUUGUUAUGCAAGUUUUGUGAGUAAUGUUUGAAAAACUUAAGACAAAAAAGAACAAGACAUGCACCUAUACCUAAACAGAUUUGGGGCGUAAUUAAAUUGUCCAAUUUAAGACUCGAACUUCGGUCAACGAAGACAUCGCAGCUGUCACAUGGAAAGACUUGAGUCAAGUGUUGAGACACAAGUUCAACCUGUUCACGGGAACUCGAAGACCGUUGAAUGAAUCUGAUUUGAACUAUUUGGCAGAAAAGUUGAUCGUCCAGCCCGGACCAGAGCCCAAACCCAUAACUUUCCACAGAUUUGCUAAAGUAAAGAAUUUUAUAAUGUUACAUAUAGAGUACAAUAGGAAGGGGGACACGAAUAGAAAUUUUGAAUGUGUCUAUGAUAUCUAAUUAUUAUUAAACACACCGCAUUUUCAGCAAAACCUACGUGAAGAUGUGAACUUUUCGUUUUGGGAAUGGUUCUUUUUGAUAAUGCAAUUGAUCAAACAGAAGUUACUGAAGUUCUGGGACGAAGGAUGGCUGAUAGGCUUUAUCUCCAAGAAUGACGCUUCUAACAGAAUGUGCAUGUCACCCAUGCCUACCUUCUUACUACGCUUUUCAGAUACUCAAACUGGCGCAGUCAGUAUUGGGUUCGUGUGCGAAGAAGAUGGACAAAAGGUGCCAUUCCAUUUGGCUCCAUUCACCAUAAAAGACCUCGACCAGCUGAGUUUGGCCCAGAGAAUUGCAUCCUGUCCUCAGCUGCAAAACAUAAGGUAUGUACACAUCCUUAUGGGGUCUUUAAGCACAAUCUUUUAAAUAUUAUCAAAUUUUGUUACAGAUUCUUGUACCCUGACCAUGAUAAAGAAAACAUGUUACGCGUGUUCGAAGGAGAAGAACGUCCGAAGUCAGAAUCCCCGACAGGCUAUAUCCAAUCUCAAAUUGUAAUGGUGGCCAAGACUGGGUAAACCUACCAUUAUAUAAUACUCAUAUGGAAUACUAUUUUAGAAAAAUGAAUAUUGGUGGAGAAAGUCCGUCCCCAAUGUCCAACAACAGCAAGCUGGACUGGUCUCCGGGAGAUUAUCAGUCUUCUAAUUCUAUGGACAUGUAAGUUCCAUGACUUUAGCAGGGAAUCAAUGAUGGUACUUAAGAGAUCGAUAAACAUUGAUUUUGCAGGAGUGAUGACAUUGUCACCAUGUUUUCUAGUAGCCAGAUGGAGUCGACUAACGUGGAGAGUCUUCUUGGAGCUGGCUUCAGGCCUCAGCUACCCUCGCAACCUCUACAACAAAUCGACCUCUCGUUCAUCGACUCCCAAUUCCCCGGAGGCAACGGUCCCCACUCUUAUUCUGGUAUGAGCCAUCACUCAGAUGGAUAA